CACACACACACACACACACACACACACACACACACACAUCUGUGUUUAUAACUUUAUGUAUCUUUUUGUUAGAAACGCUCAGAGUUUCAGAAGAGUGCCGAGAAGAGUAAACAAAGCAAAGAGAAUGCACAGAAGAGACAGAUGGGUGAAGACAUGAGAGGCAAAUGUGGGAGAGAUGACACGCCAGAUAGAUAGUCGGGAGAUGACAGAAUGUCAGCAGAAGAACGAGCUGAAACCAGCCAGAUCAUUGACACAACGUUGCUGAAGUGUUACCUGCAGACCAACGAUGCUCUCAUUUGUCCACUUCUGAGUCUAAAAGACAAUAAUUGUCACAUGAAAGAGUGCGAACGAGUGCUAACACGAUCCGAGAAGUACAGCGAACUCGUACUACUAUACGAGAGCAAGGGUAAACACAAGAAAGCGUUGGACUUGCUGCUACAGCAAGCUCAUAACAAAGUCGGUCCUCUACGUGGUCAUGAGAGCAUGGUGAAGUACUUGCAGAAAUUUGUUGAAACCUUCUGCAAUCAAACAUAUGAUAACUGUGGCAUGUGAUGAUGGAUAUCCCAUCCACUUGGCAUGUCAUUGCUCCAGUCUCGACGUCAUCAGACUUCUCAUCUCUCACCAUUCACCACUAAACAAAUUUAACAGUUUUGGUUGCACACCUCUAAUGGUCUGCUGUCAGUCAGGUCUAUACCAGACUGUACAGUUAUUGUUAGAUACCGGUGCCGAUCCUAACCUAGUGAGCCCUAUUAGUAAGAAAACUGCCAUGCAUUGGGCUGCUAAUCGUCGGGAUCUACAAAGGGUGUGGCUGCUGCUUCAAUUUGGUGGUGAUCAAAGGACACGAAAGGACGGUCUGAAUGUGACACCACGACAGAUGGCUGAACGGCAGCUGGCUAGAAUGAGAAGGAAAGGGGGAGCAGGAUAUACUCCUUUAGGAUUUGCGAGUCCUCGAGAUGUGAUGUGUUUGCGAGAAAUGAUGGAUAGUCUAAACUAUUUUGAUGGUGAGUUGUGUGUGUGUGUGUGUGUGUGUGUGUGUGUGUGUGUGUGUGUGUGUGUGUGUGUGUGUGUGUGUGUGUGUGUCUGUCUGUCUGUCUGUGUGUGUGUGUGUGUCUGUCUGUGUGUGUGUGUGUGUGUGUGUGUGUGUGUGUGUGUGUGCGUGCGUGCGUGCUUGUGGGCGUGCAUGUGUGUGUGUGUCGCACGCAUUUAUCAAUCAUUUUCUAUUUGUGUGCCUGUCAGUCUCUCUUCCUCUGUUUGUUUGCAUGUGUCUACCUCUAUCCUUGCAUCAUGCUCCUUUCUGUACGUCUUCUACGAACUCUACGAAUUAUCUCGUGUAUCUAUUCGCCAACUGCUCGGUCCAUCAAGAAUCGACAAAAUCGAUCAACUUCCCUUACCACCUUCACUCAGAAUGUACCUCAAAGACAUGUUCUACAAGUCACCUAUUGACAGUCGAUGACACAGUUCAUGUUGACCCAGUUUACUAUCGACGUCAAUUAUAUAAACAGUUGUACACAUGAGGAAUAUGGAUUAUGUUGUUGCUGAAUGAUAAUAGAUGGUAUU
This is a messenger RNA of Corticium candelabrum, 1557 nucleotides long. Its product is annotated as vam6/Vps39-like protein. Gene Ontology annotation, molecular function: aspartic-type endopeptidase activity; protein binding. Gene Ontology annotation, biological process: vesicle-mediated transport; autophagy; endosomal vesicle fusion. NCBI's taxonomy places the organism in Eukaryota, Metazoa, Porifera, Homoscleromorpha, Homosclerophorida, Plakinidae. The record is from RefSeq and is a predicted model, not a curated record. Bases 211 to 552 code for a protein of 113 amino acids. Gene Ontology annotation, cellular component: membrane; cytoplasm. The transcript is spliced from 4 exons.